Messenger RNA from Linepithema humile (Argentine ant), 3363 nucleotides. The record is from RefSeq and is a predicted model, not a curated record. Lineage: Eukaryota; Metazoa; Arthropoda; Insecta; Hymenoptera; Formicidae.
GAGAGCUUCAGUCGCUCUUGACUCUCUGACCAUUGAGAUAUCUAUGAAAUAAGCAAAACAAGAACACUGUGUUUUAUAAGCAAAUAAUCGCAAAGUGGAAUUAUCAUGAGGUUGUUUAAGUGUUUGUUGCCGGUGGUGGUGUUGCUGUUGAUUAAGGAUUCUUCUGCAAGACCUGGUGUGAUACGUGACUUGAUUGGGGGCAAUGUCGGCAGUUUCCUGGAUCCGUUAGGAAUUUUCAAACCUAAAGGUGGAAAUGCAGAUGCAAACAGUCACGCUAGCAGCAAUGCUCAAUCGAUAGGAGGAGGUUUGAAUUUCGGACCUGUUGGUAUCGGCGGUGGAUUUUCCUCGGCGUCGGCUUCAUCAUCGGCGUCAGCGCACGGCAACGGUUUGGCUUCAGCUUCGGCGAAAGCAGAUGCUCAAGCUAAUGGAUAUGGUGGCGCUAAUGCUAAUGCGCAAGCUGCUGCCAAUGCUAACGCACAAGGUUACGGCGGUUCUUCAGGAACCCCUGAGAGUUAUUUGAGUGGUAAUAACGUGAACGAUGGCUAUUAUCAUCGCGGCGUGAGCCAGGUCCCUGUUCAAGUUAAUCAACCGGGUUACGGAAGUUACGGUGGCUCUCAGUCUAAUGCUAACGCUAACGCCAAUGCAAAUGCCAAUGCCAUCACCAGUGGUGGCAAUGGCGGAACGCCAGUCGGUCCUUCCCCCAGUUCUUAUUAUCCGGUUUCUACUAGACCCAAAACUAUCGACAAUAUUAAUGUUGUCUUUUCUAACAAUCCCUUUUUGUCAAAUGUGAAGAAACCAAACGCUAACGCUAACGCUAAUGCCAACGCUCAGAUAAGUGGUAUAAGUAGCGGCGGCGUGCACACGAUUCCCGGCAAAUAUCCCAGCAGUGGAAUAGAGAUCAUUCCCAUUGACUCACUGCCGAUUUCUCCCGAUCAACCCGUCCAUCCGACGCCCCAACGGCCUCCCACCUUCCAUCAAGGAAUCGGUAAAGGCGAAGCUGUGAUACCAAUUGUCGUUGUUGAGAGUUCACCCACGGCGCAAUACCCGCCGCAAUACCCGCCGCAGUAUUACCGUCCAACUCCCCCACAUCGUCACCGCCCGCACCACGGUGGUAAACCGAAACAACAGCCUAUCGAGAUCAUCGUCAUCGAGGAGACAGCGCCUAGUCAAGCCGAUAGUUAUGGAAAUGGUGGCGUUCAAGGACCUUAUCAUGGGCAGAAACAAGGAUCUCCUGGUGACUACAGUCACAAUCCGUUCUUAUCAGGCGUAGGAUCAAACGCUAACGCAAAUGCCAACGCUCAGGCAAAUGCAGGAGGAAGUAAUGGAGGACACCAUGGAGGCAAUCAUGGAGGUGUCCUAGAAGGACAUCAUGGAGGCAAUCAUGGAGGAUAUCAACAAGGUGGCAACUAUCCAUCAGGACCAAUUGGCGAAAACAAUCCCUUCUUGAACGGUGGCCACUCUGGUGCUGGCGGCAACGCUAACGCUAAUGCCAAUGCCAACGCAAAUGCUGAUGCCGCCGGACAGGCCCCAAUUGGUGCAAAUAAUCCAUUCUUUAACGGCGGCGUGUCCCACGGAGGAGCAAAUCAACCAGGAAACUAUCAACCGGGAAAUUAUCAACCGGCAAAUCCAGAUGUCACUGUUACUAUUUUGGGUGAAAAACCCAAAGGUAUUCCUACUACAUACCCAGGACAAUUUCCCGGAACAGGAGGCUCACACGGAUCGGCGGGAGCCAACGCCGGCGCUAAUGCUGCUGCCGGCGGUGUCGGAGGCGGAUUCGUCGGGCCGAUCAAAGAAGGCCCGAUAUCCGGAUCAGGUGGUUAUAAUGGUGGAUCUACGGUUCUUGGUGAUUACGAAGGUCACGGAUCAGGUGGAGUCUCUGGUCCGGGUUUCGGAGGACACGGCGGAAGUUCAUCCGGUGCUGGAAGCAUCGGCGGUACAACGAUCCUUGGAGGAUCCGGGGGUCACGGAGGUCACGGAGGAAGCUCCCUUGGUGGUCAAGGCAGCGGUGGAUUCGUACAUGAUGGCUCUUCCGGAUUGAAUCUCGGUGGAUACGGCGGCGGUUCUUCUGGUGCCAAUGCUAACGCCAAUGCCAAUGCUAAUGCUGGAAGUAAUAUUCUUGGAGGAUACGGAGAUGGCGUUAAAGGAUCGGGUCCUGGAUUAGGACAUGGGGGAUAUGGUGGUCAAGGAGGUGUACUCGGCGGAUCAGUCGGAGGAGGCUCAACAGCCGAUGCAUCCUCCAACGCUAUCGCGUCUGGCGGUGGCAAAGCCACCGCCGAUGCUUUGUCCAACGCGCACUCCAACGGCGGAUCGGCAUCAGCGAACAGUAAAUCGUCAGCAUUCACUAAUGGAUCAGGUUCCGCAAACGCCAAUGCACACGCGUCCAGCAAUGCCUCCUCUGGGUCUUACGAUGGAGUAGGAUCGAAGAGUUCAGCGUCGAGCCACGCGUCAGCCUCGGCCGACACCAGAGACAUGCUGAUCUUCAGUUAAAUAUUGUGAUACAGCAGGAUCAAGGCUCCUGCAGAAAAGUCUUGACCUUACGAAAGUUACAUAAUACUUUGAUCUAUAUUUUUUAUAUAUAUCACGAGAAAUCACAAUCGGUGCGAAUACGACGUAGAUAUCGCCCAACUAACGAGAAUUAUUCAAAAAUCUGAAGAAUGUAAACAAAUUACUUAGUGACAUGUCCAAAUUUAUAAUUACGACUUGUAAAUUUGAAUGCAUUCUUAGGAACAUGAUUAGGUACACAUCGAAACUCUUUUCAAAAUCAAAACUAGUUUGAUUUUGAAAAUAGAUAAGUGUUUUUGAGCAUUUAUUAGAGAUCGUGUGAAGACAGAUAGUUAUUUGUAGUAGCGUGUAUUCGCGAUUUGCGUCAGAAAUAGAAAUUAUUUUAUCUAUAUUUUGCUUAAUGCGAUAAAAUAUUUGAUAAAAAUUACAAUUAAGAGAUUAGAAUUUCAGAUAAAUAUUGUAGUAUCCUUGAGUACGAAUGAAAGAGAAAAAUAUAAUCUGACGAAACCAGCGUUUAAAUUAGUUGGUUGAUGUCAUAUGUCGGAAUACGUUAAUGACAUAUCUGCGCAUUUUUAUUAUUAUACUAAGAGAAUACUUUUAUACUCAUACAAGAUAUUUUGCGACGAUCGAGACGAUUUAUAUAUGAAUUUUCUUAGCGGACAACACGUAGCACGAUAUUUAAAAUGUCUAAAAAAUUUUAAUUUAAAAUACUCUUUGUAUAUUUAUAAGCGUACUUAAGUUAUACAUGUAGUUGUGUAAAUCGUCUCCUACGAAAGGCGAAAACGUGCCAAUCCUGAUAUACAUAUACCUAUAUUAAUAAUAAGAAUAAGAAUAAUAAAAGUUAUAUAGUGCAUACAGAAA